Molecule: messenger RNA, 1285 nt
Organism: Ochlerotatus camptorhynchus
Lineage: Eukaryota; Metazoa; Arthropoda; Insecta; Diptera; Culicidae
Exons: 3
Coding region: 62-1210 (382 amino acids)
Biological process (GO): negative regulation of DNA-templated transcription
Cellular component (GO): nucleus
Molecular function (GO): DNA binding; zinc ion binding
Source: RefSeq, a predicted model, not a curated record
AAAUUAACUUCCAUCGAUUUACAAUUACAUUGUAAUAAAACAGGGCUCAAACCGUGAAAAAAUGGAGGAUCCAGCAGAUCUGAGCCACUGCCGAUUAUGCUUCUCGGCGGACAACCUCUCGGAUGCCAUCUUCCCGGUGGAUGGCCCUCCGGACCAAUCGCUGAUCGCCAUGAUCCACGAUUGCACUUCCAUCCGGAUCAGCUUCGAGCGGGACUAUCCGUGUUCGGUGUGCGGCACCUGUUUGCGGGUGCUGCAGCAGUUCCACGGGUAUCGGCAGCGGUGUUUGGCCAACGAUCGGCAACUGAGGCGACAGCGUGGAGGAGACGACGGGGAUGUCGAUCCACUGGAGGAGUGUUUUGCGAUGGUCAAGCAGGAGGCGGACGAUGAUCAGCAGUUUUACCGGCAAGUGAAACAGCAAAUUCACGAGUUUUUGGAGACGAAGAUGAAGGAGAUUGAGCGGACGGCUUUGGCCAAGGUAAAUGAAGUGCUUCGGAAUCGGGACGGGGGAAUCGGACUGCAGAUGAACGUGGAGGAUGAUUUGAACAACACGAUGGAUUGGAAGAGCAAAUAUUUGACCCUGCAGAAGAACAACGAAUUGCUGCAGAAGGCAUUUCGGGAUCAGAAGGCUAAACUGAAACAAACGGAACAGAUGCUAAGGAGCUACCAGCAGCAGUCGAGCAACGUUGGCGUAGCGUGCGAAAUGAUGAACGGUCUCGUAGAGAGUCAGCCCGGCAGUGGGUUUACCACACAUCCGGCCAUUCCGGAAAUUUCGUCAGAAUACCUGCAAAGUUUGAACUUCAACUCCGGGGCGGGAGAGAAAGGAGAUCGCCAUUUCGUAUCUCGGCUGGCCGUAGCUGUGUUUGGAGAGGACAUUUUAGUCAAUUCCAGCGUCACCGGUAGACCCUCGAAUUCGCAUCACAACAUUCCGCCGAAGCCACCGCUCUGUUCGCUGAAAAUGUCCGCCAUUGGAGCAAAACUAUACGAACGAGUCGAGCAGGAAGUGGGUCGGUCCAAUCGGAAGGAACUGCUUCAAAGAUCCAGCGAGAAGGUCGUCCGGUUGGUGGUCUGCCAGAAGUCGAUGAAUCUCCGGAAGCAGGUCAUGAAGAGGAGUCAAUCAAUUAGUGGUGGCAGCGGGAGUUACUCACUCGGCGGUGGAAGUGCUGGUGAGGAAGAGUUCGAGGAACCGAUCGGCAAGCGGAUGACGCGUUGAGUGAGUAUUUAAAAAAAAAUCAGUAAUGAUGACCCCAAAUCGAAUAUUUGUCGGAACAGUUCAAAAGAAAGCCAU